AUGUUCUCCGACCUCGAAUGUGACUACAUCAACCCAAUAGACCUCUGCAACAAGCUUAACCAGUUCGUUCUUCCCGAGAACAUUGCACACGCAUUCCUCUCCGCGCUCUUCCUCCUAUCGGGUCAAUGGAUAGCGUUCGCGCUCAAUGCACCACUCCUCGCGUUCAAUGUCAACAAAAUACGGAGUAAAAGCCACAUGUACGACGCGACGGAAAUAUUCCGCACUUUACCGGGCCACAAGAAAGAGAGUUUCAUCAAACUCGGGUUCUACCUUCUCUGUUUCUUCUACUACCUGUAUCGAAUGAUCCUUGCUCUCAUCCAGGAGAGCGAAUGA
This is a messenger RNA of Fibroporia radiculosa, 333 nucleotides long. RefSeq lists its product as uncharacterized. The transcript has 4 exons. Gene Ontology annotation, biological process: endoplasmic reticulum to Golgi vesicle-mediated transport. The record is from RefSeq and is a predicted model, not a curated record. NCBI's taxonomy places the organism in Eukaryota, Fungi, Basidiomycota, Agaricomycetes, Polyporales, Fibroporiaceae. Gene Ontology annotation, cellular component: COPII-coated ER to Golgi transport vesicle; endoplasmic reticulum membrane. Bases 1 to 333 code for a protein of 110 amino acids.